CGGAACUUGUGUGUGGCACUGCUGGGCACCGAUCAUCAGGGCACUGAUGAUCAGUGAUCCUGAUGAUCGGUGCCGAUCCCCGCUCUGACAACUGCCGGUUUUCGGCAGCACUUUCCUCCCGCUCUGACAGCGUGAGGAAAGUGCAGCCGAGAACCAGCAUUUGCAUUUCCCGGUGAUCAGGAUCGGCACCAAUCAUCAGGGCACUGAUGAUCAGUGUCCUGAUGAUCGGUGCCCAGCAGUGCCACCCACCAGUGCCGCCCACAAGUGCCCAGCAGUGCCGCCCACAAGUGCCGCACAUCAGUGCUGCCCAGCAGUGCCUCCAGUCAGUGCCCAGCAGUGCCGCCAGUCAGUGCCCAUCAUUG
This is a messenger RNA of Staurois parvus, 362 nucleotides long. Lineage: Eukaryota; Metazoa; Chordata; Amphibia; Anura; Ranidae. The record is from the annotation of a GenBank genome assembly.